Aspergillus heteromorphus CBS 117.55 is the source of this 1554-nucleotide messenger RNA. RefSeq names its product DNA/RNA non-specific endonuclease. Gene Ontology annotation, biological process: apoptotic DNA fragmentation. The transcript has a single exon. Gene Ontology annotation, molecular function: single-stranded DNA endonuclease activity; RNA endonuclease activity; nucleic acid binding. The record is from RefSeq and is a predicted model, not a curated record. Gene Ontology annotation, cellular component: mitochondrial inner membrane; nucleus. The coding region runs from base 249 to 1259 and encodes 336 amino acids. Lineage: Eukaryota; Fungi; Ascomycota; Eurotiomycetes; Eurotiales; Aspergillaceae.
AGGACCUGUCAAAGAUGAGACAAUAGGCCAUUGUGGCAGCUCGCCUGACAAGGGAUGAAACGAAGCCAUCCACAAUGAGACCACAGCAAGGACGGCAGAAGAUCCCGCCACGUGAUGUCACAUGAUGACCCCGGGGUCCCCGGCAUUCCGAUAUCCCCCGACGGAAUUUCUUCUCUUCUCUGUCUCCGUUCCCUCUCUUCCCUCUCUUCCAUCUGCUGUUGUCCCUCGCGAUCUCCAUCUCCGCCAUCAUGUCCAAGGCUACGGUCGCAGCCAUCGCGGCUGCCAGUGCAGCCACCGGUGCCGGAUUGACCGCUCUCUUUUACUCCUCCCCUAGACCCCAACCCCAACCCCAACCCCAACCUCAACCUCAACUACCACAGCCGCCGCCGCAGCAAAGCCUUCCUCCGCCCGCCGCCCUCAAGACCCUCCACCCCCAACCCGCCGCUCCCUCCCUCGCCCCGAAACCCGCCAGUGGCCCCGUCGACCCAGCUGGCAUCUACCAGUACGGCUUUCCUGGCCCCGUGGCCGACACCCUUCUCUCCAGCCCCCUGGCCGGCGCCUACGACCGGCGGAUGCGCAAUCCGUCUUGGGUUGCCGAACAUAUCACACCGCAAUCCCUCGCGCAGAAGAACGCCGACCGCAAAGGCAGCACUUUUUUCGAAGACACGACUAUCCCCCCCCUCUUCCGAGCCAAAUUGGCCGACUACUUCCGCUCCGGCUACGAUCGGGGCCACCAGGUGCCCGCCGCAGACGCCAAAUGGUCCCAGGACGCGAUGGACGCGACCUUUGCACUGUCCAACAUGUGCCCUCAGGUGGGUGAGGGCUUCAAUCGCGACUACUGGGCACACUUUGAGGACUUCUGCCGUAACCUGGCCAAGAAGUAUCCCUCGGUUCGCGUGGUGACGGGGCCGCUGUAUCUGCCUCAUCGAGACCAGGAUGGCAAGUGGCGCGUCUCGUACGAGGUGAUCGGCAACCCGCCGAACGUGGCCGUACCAACCCAUUUCUACAAGGUUAUAUAUGCGGAGGAGAGCCCUGCCACGGCCGGGAAGGUUGCGCUGGGGGCUUUUGUCUUGCCAAAUGCACGCAUCUCGAACGACAAGCGGUUGGCUGAAUUUGAGGUCCCGCUGGAGGCCAUUGAGAGGGCGAGUGGGUUGGAGUUUGCGGCCAAGCUGGAGACCGGUCGUCGUAAGCGUCUGUGCCAGGAGAUUAAGUGUGAUAUUGUUGUCCGGGAGUUCAACAAUGCCAACAAGCGGUCCUAACUCUCUCCGUCCUCUACGCUGCUUGCUCAUAGUGCCACCACACCGUUCUCGGUUCAGUUGUCAACUCUCGGGGAAUGAUACCGAGCCCCAUCGAAACUUGUCUGAUCCAUCGCAUUAAGUUGCACCUGCCAUUCGCCUUUGCCUGUUUUGUAGACCCUUCCUUGUCUCUGCAGAGAGCCUGCAGGUGACUUUGGCCUUGGGCCUUGAGAUCAGUCUAGUCAACCUCAUCCAGGCCUGUCUCUCUUGCAGUGGGCCAACUCAUGCUUCCACCUGCACCGAGCUGACGUUUGUCUUC